AUGAGCGUGCCGGUAGAUGAACAUUCUCUGUGUGCACACCGACGGCGUUCCUCGCGAUCUUCCGAUGCAGACCCCUUCUCUGAGCCUGAUAUAUAUUACGGCCAGGAGGAACACCUAAAGCAACAUGCUCAGGCCCAUCGAAGGACGUUGUCAUCUAGCCUGAAACGAUUCGAUCUUACUGAUCUCCGUGAUUUUAUCGGCAAUGUUCCGUCAAGACGGACAAGCCAUGAUGAACGAGUGCAAAGCCGUAAAUUCCUCAUCGAUGUCGACGCAACGUUGGAGACAUUGCUGGAACGUGAGGAUACAGACCACAACGUACAAAUAACAAUAGAUGAUCAGGGACCAAAAGUAUUUGCAGUAGGCACUGCGGCAUCGAAUGGCUACAAUCGAUUCGAUUUGCGAGGAACAUAUAUGAUUUCGAACCUCCUUCAGGAACUCACACUAGCAAAGGAUUAUGGCCGGAAACACAUUAUACUCGACGAGCAGCGCCUGAAUGAGAACCCUGUCGCCAGACUCUCCCGCCUUAUCAAAAAGUGCUACUGGAAUGCACUUACGCGCCGAAUUGACGGAUCCAAUAUUGUAGCCGUUGCAGAAGAUCCUAAAGACUGGACUGCGGACCCAGUUCCCCGUAUAUAUGUUCCUCCGGGAGCGCCCGAGCAGUACGAAUAUUAUAAGAGAAUUGCCGACGCUCAACCUGAAUUACGCCUCGAUGUUCAGUACCUCCCGGAAGGAGGCCCUACUGCCGAGUACGUGAAGGACCUGAAUGAGAAACCUGGACUCCUCGCUUUGGCUAUGGAGGAAUACAUCGACACAAACACCGGAAUGAAGGAUCUCAGGGGCGUUCCGUUCGUCGUACCGGGUGGUCGUUUCAACGAGUUCUAUGGAUGGGAUAGCUAUAUGGAGUCUCUGGGGCUGUUUGUGAGUGAUCGAGUGGAUCUCGCAAAGAGUAUGGUCAUAAAUUUUUGUUUCUGCAUUCGGCAUUAUGGAAAGAUCCUUAACGCCAACCGCUCUUACUAUCUCUGCCGCUCCCAGCCACCAUUCCUGACUGACAUGGCUCUUCGAGUUUAUGAUCGCAUUAAAGCGGACCCGAGCGCCAAGGAUUUCCUUCGCACGGCCAUUUUGUCCGCUAUCAAAGAAUACUAUUCAGUGUGGAUGGCGGAGCCAAGAUAUGACCCCAUUACGGGCUUGUCCAGGUACCGGCCAACUGGGUUUGGAGUGCCGCCUGAAACCGAAUCCUCUCAUUUCUAUCAUCUAUUAAUGCCGCAUGCUAAAAAGUUGGGAAUCUCUUUCGAGGAAUUCGUCAAGGGCUACAACAGCGGAAAGAUCAAGGAUCCUGAGCUAGAUGACUACUUCCUCCAUGACCGUGCUGUAAGGGAAUCCGGGCACGACACCAGCUACCGCCUUGAGAAGGUCUGCGCGAACCUUGCCACGGUCGAUCUGAAUUCUCUCCUUUAUAAAUAUGAAGUCGACAUCGCCAGGACGAUACGGGAUUUCUUCGGAGAUAAACUUUCCAUCCCGACCGAGUUUAGGACCCCGCAAAAUGCCGAACAUGGAUUCGAGUCAUCGGCGGUGUGGGAUCGCCGGGCUAGACGUAGGAAGGCGGCGAUGGACAAGUAUUUAUGGGAUGAAGGAAAGGGGACGUAUUUUGACUACAACACAGUGGAGCAAGUGAGAACGGACUAUGAGAGUGCCACCACGUUUUGGACUAUGUGGGCUGGAGUGGCGAGUCCCUAUCAGGCUUCAAGGCUAGUCAAUGAAGCGCUUCCUAAAUUCGAGGUAUACGGUGGGCUGGUCUCAGGGACUGAGAAGUCUAGAGGCCCCAUCGGGCUCGACAGACCCAACCGACAGUGGGAUUAUCCGUACGGGUGGGCGCCUCAGCAGAUGUUGGCCUGGUCAGGGCUGAUUCGCUAUGGAUACCAAGACGAAGCGGAGAGACUCGCAUACAAAUGGCUCUAUAUGAUCAUCAAAGCGUUUGUAGAUUUCAAUGGUGCCGUUGUGGAAAAGUAUGAUGUGACACGGCCCAUUGAUCCCCAUAAGGUGGAAGCUGAGUAUGGGAAUCAAGGCGGGGAUUUUAAAGGCGUGUCUCGAGAAGGAUUUGGCUGGGUUAAUGCAAGUUUCGUCUACGGUCUUGAGUUCCUCAACGCUCAUAUGAGACGCGCACUGGGCGCUUGCACUCCUUAUGAGACUUUCAGCAAAGCUACAGCGGUGCAAUAUUAG
Messenger RNA from Histoplasma capsulatum G186AR, 2217 nucleotides. Its product is annotated as alpha,alpha-trehalase TreB/Nth1. Bases 1 to 2217 code for a protein of 738 amino acids. Gene Ontology annotation, cellular component: cytoplasm. Gene Ontology annotation, biological process: trehalose catabolic process. The record is from RefSeq and is a predicted model, not a curated record. Gene Ontology annotation, molecular function: calcium ion binding; alpha,alpha-trehalase activity. The transcript is spliced from 5 exons. Lineage: Eukaryota; Fungi; Ascomycota; Eurotiomycetes; Onygenales; Ajellomycetaceae.